ACAGCGAUUGUGCUGGCCUCUGGAAUCAGUAGAGAAACGUGCUCAAGCAUACCGAAGCCGCUGUUUUAGUUGAAAGUAGGCACGUGUUGCAGCGAAGAAUGCGCGCCUUCUUUUUUGCAGAACGCUCCGACGUCACGUGUGACACCUCGUUAGUUGCCAGUCGUGUGGACCGCUAUUACAAGCAGAUGACAAAAAGUCACACAGUUAAAUCACGGAGCCGCUAGUAACAGCCGAUUCUUGAAUUCCUGUGUGUUCAUCAGUGACGCAUGCAAUCUGCACCUUGAGCUCGUGUCGAGACAGUGAAAGAUCUAAGCUAGCCAAGUGCAAGUCAAGCCCUCGCGAGUUACAGGUGUGAUCUGCCCUGCUGACAUCCGGCGGCUUAUAUACGAGCGUUUACGCGACGACACUCACCCAGGCCGGGAGCUAUGGAAUUUGAGCGAGUGCUGCAGGAAAUCGGUGGCUUCGGACUGUUCAGCAGGACUAUCAUCGCCGCUGCAGUAGUGCUUGGCACGUGGCACGCGGCGAUAUGUUAUUUGGGUCACGUGCUCGUCCUUGUUGCGCCGCCUAGCCAGUGGUGUUUCGGCAAGGGUGUGAUGGUCAGUGGCGAAGUGCUGGACAUGACGUCGCUGCCCAGAGGACGCUGCCAGUUCGUAGACGAAAUGUCGGACGCCGUCGAGAGCGGCAACUAUGCUAACUUCACGACUCGUCACUACACCGGCGCCACCUGUCCGACGGGGUGGAGAUACGACAAUGCAGAGUUCUUCACGUCCAUCACGAUGGAGAACGAGUGGAUAUGUGGUGACAACUGGAAGAUGUACGCCACUCACACCGCCUAUUGGAUAGGCUCAAUGGUGGGAUGCCUCAUCUCCGGAUUUCUGGCAGACAGGCUGGGAAGGAAGAAGACCAUCCUGAUACUUCUUGCCCUAGGUGGGAGCGGCAACGCAUUCAGCGCCCUGUUUUCCAGCUUCGUGGGCUUUACGAUUCUUCGUUUCAUUACUGGUCUUGGGGCCGGCACCGUUUGCAGCGCGACAUUCGUCAUAGCGAUCGAGUUCACGGUGUCCCACCGAAGGUCCCUGAUUACGCUGAUCUUCGCCAUGAGUUGGUCGUGCCUAUCAGCCGCGCUUCCCUGGUACGGUUAUCUGGUGCAGAGCUGGAGGACCCUGCUUCUAUCCGCCACGGUCAUCGACUUCUUGCUCGCAGCACUUGUCUGCUUCUGGGUACCAGAAUCCCCCAGGUGGCUUCUAUCUGUUGGCCGCAAGGAGGAAGCGCUGGCCUCCCUGGAGCGGAUUUCUCGCAUUAACGGAAAGAAACUAUCCAGGGAAACCCUCAACAAACUGCUGCUCCAACAAGGAGCAAGCGAAGAGAACGACGAGGAACUCAUGCCGUCGGGGAAACUGCCAAGCUUCUUUCAGACGACGCUGCUGCUCGUGAAAUCACCCAGAAUCCGGCGACUCACAAUAUUUAUUUAUUUUGCAUGGUUCGUGAUUACGCUGUGCUACAAUGUGAUCACGCUGCAGCUCGGCAGACUCGACCUGAACAUAUACUCGACUUACGCCAUUGCCAUCGCUUUCGAGCUGCCCGUGAACGUCCUCAGUCUCGUGCUCAUGGAUUCGGUGGGUCGUCGAUGGUCCAACACCGGCUUCCUGUUCCUCUCGGCCGUCGCCUGUUUCCUCCUGGGCCUUCUGCGUCCAGAGUCCAGCACGUGGACGCUGAUCCUAGCCGUGGCCGCCAUCAUGUCGAUGGCUGGCGCGUACAACAUCACCAACCAGCUGGCGCCAGAGGCGUUUCCCACUGUGAUACGGGGCAGGGCGGUGCUUCUUCAAAAGCUCAUCGGAGACGUCGGUGGACUCACGAGCAUUCAAGUGGCCUCGCUGGUGGAGCGUGACACGUACACGCCUGUGCUGGUGAUGGGAGCGCUGUCCCUGGCUGCCACUGUGGUGGUGUUUUUCCUCCCGGAAACCCUGGAGCAGGCGCUACCGCAGAGCAUAGAAGACGGCGAGAACUUUGGAAAGGACCAAACGCUCUGCUUCUGCCCUGUAUCACUGGCCAGGCGUGCGAGGAAAAAUCGGUUGCUAGCGAAGCAGGCAAGGAUAAAGGCACGGAUUUCCAGGGAAGACGAGCUGGGAACAGCAGCUACUCCUCUGACCGAGGACUCGUCAGUUUAACGUAUAAACGACGGAUAUACCAUUUUAGUGGCUCUCUAUACAAGCUGCCAUGUUCACACACAUCUGACUAGCUAGCCUUUCUACGGACAGCUGGGAAUUCUCCGGUUGACUCACCACUAGCGCGCCAAGAUUCAUGUAUGCGGAAGAACACGACGGCUCAAGCAUUUCGCUAUCAUAAACAAGCCUCCGUCAACAAAUCAGAGCCAAACCAACGAGAACUUAUUGGAUAGAACCUUCUGAAGUGAAAUAAGCAAGUAAUCGUUGGAGUAAUAAUAAUAAAGAAAAUGCUUUACGUCGCAGUUGGUGCCGGACUAAUAUUUACACGGUGAACAACAACGCGACCAAGAUAACAGGCAGGGCACCAGCACGACACGCAACUGACGUGCUGCCAUGACGUUCGUCCGACAGCCGCGUGAUAUGACCCUACUCAUCGCGCGUGCUAUAUUGAUCACGUGGCCCUGUGCGCAGCGUAAUUAGUCAAGUCAUGAAUUUAUUUUUACGAGUGCUCGCGCAUUUCUCGGAGGGCGCCGCCUUAAUUGCGUGGAAGGGUGCACAUUAUCAUUCGGUUUGACAAGUUGUCGUAGGACAAACUGAUCCUGAGGACGAUCACAGGUGGGCAGAAGAGGAAGGUGUGUGACCAAGGGGUGGGCACGCUUUGGUAUAGGAUGUAUAGAAAACCAAGACAGUGGAUUAGCCAGGCAGAGUCUAUCAACAAAUGCGCUCUCAGCGAAGAUCCUGGGAGCUUAAUUUACUAGUUCUGGAAGCAAUAUUGGCUGACAUUUUACUUCCAAAAAGUUGCGUGUUUGGUGCGAAUCAAGCUAUUACUUAGUUGGAAAGACUUUUACACUUGCCCUCAUGUACCUUUUUAAAGGAAAAAUGUCGCAGUUUCGCCCGAAAGGCGAAGCAUCAAUUGCGAUAGCAAAUUAGUAGAGAGCUAUUCGGAGUAGGGAUAGUAGUUUUAUCGGCUGCAUAAACUUGAACACAUUCGCUUACUAACUGAGUUAACAAGCGUGGUGUCAGCGCGCACAAGCAAACAUGAAUAGAUCACACUCAAUGACCGCAGACAACGACUGUCAAAACCCUGGCAGCGUCGCAGCGGGCGAAGGUUCGUGCGGUCUAUCGCUUCAACGGAAACUGAGCGGCGAAUGCACAGCGCAUACAAAGGUCAGAGCCGUGUGGAGAUAACAGACGGUGCGGGCGACCGCCACAGCCGCGGGCAGAGUACGAGCGCAGUUGGCAGAGUAGAAGCUGCGCCCCCCUCUCUCCCGCACUGCCUUCUCGCUUUCUUGCUUUCGCGUGGGAGAUUGAGUGGAAAGUUCCCCUUACGCCCAGUUGCAAGAUACGCCUUUGGUGCCGGAGCACA
Messenger RNA from Dermacentor silvarum, 3528 nucleotides. Its product is annotated as solute carrier family 22 member 7. Gene Ontology annotation, cellular component: membrane. The transcript has 11 exons. Gene Ontology annotation, molecular function: transmembrane transporter activity. Bases 426 to 2165 code for a protein of 579 amino acids. NCBI's taxonomy places the organism in Eukaryota, Metazoa, Arthropoda, Arachnida, Ixodida, Ixodidae. The record is from RefSeq and is a predicted model, not a curated record. Gene Ontology annotation, biological process: transmembrane transport.